Synchiropus splendidus (mandarinfish) is the source of this 4945-nucleotide messenger RNA. It is a transcript of the gene parp9, whose product is annotated as poly(ADP-ribose) polymerase family member 9. Gene Ontology annotation, molecular function: ubiquitin-like protein ligase binding; NAD+ poly-ADP-ribosyltransferase activity; transcription corepressor activity. Gene Ontology annotation, biological process: negative regulation of gene expression; positive regulation of type II interferon-mediated signaling pathway. The transcript has 8 exons. NCBI's taxonomy places the organism in Eukaryota, Metazoa, Chordata, Actinopteri, Syngnathiformes, Callionymidae. The record is from RefSeq and is a predicted model, not a curated record. Gene Ontology annotation, cellular component: cytoplasm; nucleus. Bases 170 to 2395 code for a protein of 741 amino acids.
CGACGAGAAGUCGGAGAGAAUACGGGUCAGCCGCCAUCGCCUGUUCGCACACACUAACCUCUGCAGACUUUACUUUUACUUUCGCUUCGUAUCAGUCGGGGCGCUUCCUUGAAGAAUCAGCAAAACACGGGACCUUCCCAGCUUAUUCGCGUCAUCUUCUUGAGGAAGUAUGGCCACGCUCGACUUUUCUCUGGUUCGCUCUUCUCUUGCUGUUGUGGAGAGCUGUGGAAGCGAACUGUGUGACAUCCUGCAAAGCAAAUUCCAGUGUGUCACCACCAUUCAGGGGGUCAACAAUGCUCUCCCAGAUAAGAGGUUCACUGCAACACUUCCCAAUGGUGUUGUGGUUUCGGUGUGGAAAGUGGAUCUCACCAAGUUCCAGGCGGAUGCUGUUGUAAAUGCCUCCAAUGUACACCUUCAACAUGGGGGUGGCCUGGCUUUGGCUCUUGCCAAUGCCGGCGGCCCUCAAGUCCCACGGGAGAGCAAAGAAUACAUCCGGAAAAACGGUCCACUUCAGACAGGAGAUGCAGUGGUCACUGGCGCUGGAUGGUUGAAAUACAAGAAGAUCAUCCAUGCGGUCGGGCCUCAGUUGCCAAGCCGUCCCUCCCAGUAUGACCUGAAGCAGGCGGAGAUCACUCUGGAGAAGGCUGUUUGGAAGAUCCUUGACCGAGUAGAAGAAUAUCACCUUCAGUCUGUCGCCAUUCCUGCCAUCAGCUCCGGCAUCUUCUGCUUUCCUCUGCGCGAGUGUGCAAACACAAUCGUGUCCGCAGUGGGCAGCUACUACAAAACCUUCACAAAGCCAGCGCAUGUCCCAAAUGAGAUCAUGCUUGCUAACAUUGAGGAGGCAACGGUGGCUGAGAUGGUUAGGGCCUGUCAGAAGUUCCUAUCCCCCGAUACGCCACCGUCAUACAGCCAGGUAGCUUCAGGAACAAGUGCUGCUGAAGCUGCAGCUGUGACUGCCCGAGUUGAACAUGCCACUUUGACUCUUGUGAAGGGCCACAUCGAGGAUCAGAAGACAGAUGUUGUCAUCAACAUCAUUACACGGAAGUCAAGACAGGCCCUGCCUGCUCUCUCUCGCAGUUUCCUUCUUAAAGCUGGUGACAUUGUGCAAAAGGAAUUUAAACAGACAUACAAAGGAGAUCGAGUCACCUGCACGGAUUCUGGCCAGCUACCAUGCAAAAAGCUCUUCCAUGUCACCUGGUUUAAAGACGACACGAUCCAGGUGCUCUUCGACUCAGUGACGGACUGCCUCAUGAUGGCUGUAAGGAAGAAACACACCACCGUCUCCAUCCCAGCUCUUUUUGAGGAUCACCAUAGAGUGGACGAUGAGAAAGUGGCCGGGGCCCUCAUCAAUGCAGCCUUAUGUUGUGCAAGGGACAGUGGGGCCACUUUGGAAGUCUGUUUUGUCGUUCACCCACAGGCCGUCAAUAUGUUUCAGAUUUUUCAGAAACGAAUGCAAGUUCUCCGUCAGCCUUCCGCCCUGCCAAACACCUCAGACGAUUGGAGGCACCAACACAGCAGAACCACCAUCCCCAGACUCAGCCUGGCUGGAGAGUCUGAGGAGGCCAUGCGCGAGGCCAAGCACUGGCUGAUCCGAACACUGGGCAGCUCCUCUGGAGUCGUGAUCAUCUGCAACAACUUCCUGCAGCAUCUGGGCCGAACACAGUGCCGGUGGUUGUCCGACCUCUCCAGAAGAGACCUUUCAGUGGAAGAAUUUUGGGAGAACGGUCACUCCAGCGUAGAGGUACGUGGCGAUCCGGUCCAAGCUGCCGUGGCGGGAAUCAAGGUGGAAGCGCUGGUCUGCAAGGUGCUGAAGGCAUUCGUGGAGGAAGAGGAGAAGGAGCUGUCUCAGCACCAGAACGUGCUCUUUAAGAAAACAGUGUUCGAUCACCACGCGGCCACCUUUCCUCAGAAGCUGUCAGACUUCAGCAGUGUCGGUCUUCAAGUGGUCAAGGUGGAGAAAGUGGAGAACAACGCUCUGAGUGAGAUGUUCGAGCUCAAGAAAAAGCAGCUGAAGGUCUUCACUCCUCGCCGGAUGUUCCAGCGCCUCCCUGCACACUUCUGCAACGUCGUCUGCCAUGUUGGCUUUCACUCAGAGUGUGCGCCACCUUAUGAGCCAGCUUUGGGAGAGGGAAUCUACUUCACCGGCACUGUGGAGGAAGCGAUGACGGUGUGGAAAGGCCCGACGGAAGAGUAUCUGUACUUUGUGGAAGCAGAGGUUCUGACGGGGAAGUCCACCCUCGGGGCUCCAGGGCUUAUUCUGCCACCUGCUGACCCCUCAGAUCCUCAGGUUCUGUAUCACAGCGUGCAUGGGGGGAAUGAUAUUUCUGUCAUUUUCAAUGGCCACCAAGCUCUACCCAAGUACAUCUUCACCUGUCACAGGAGCAUUGGAAUCUGAGACCUUAGGAAAAUAGUGGGAAAAAUAGAUCAGUAUUGCAAAGCAAUACCAUAUAAACCAAAGCGUGUUGAAGGAAUGAAUUUGUUGUUAGAGCACUGACACCAUGAGGGGCAAUAUUGGGAAUAUAAAAGAUAUUGCUGAAAUUAACGGACAAGUCUGUAAACAGUUUGAAAUGACAGAAGAAGAGUUAAACUUGUUGUUUAGAAGAGAAAAAGCAUGAUUUGAAUCCACGAUGCAGUAGGUCCUCAUCAUGAUGAUGCUCUGUUGUGAAGCUAUUGGCUUAAAAAACAUCUGAAAUCUCUGCAAAUUAGUGGUUAAGAGAGCAAAGUGCAAUGUGAUGUUGCGCUUGACUUUAAUUCCAGCACAGCUGUGAACCCCUCCACCUCCUAAUUCAGAGCAAACAGAAACACCCUGCUGUGUUCAAUGGGGUCCGACAUUGUUUUGAUAGACACUGGCAGACUUGGUGGGAAAUACCAAGUAAAUGCUAAAGCAGUUUGAUAGCCUUGGUUAUAAAAUGUUUUUUUCCCACUUGGUGCACUUCAAAAACAAACACUAAAUGAGAUGACGACAGCACUCGUGGUCCUCAGAGAAAGUCAUGUGACAACCUUUAUUUUUACAAACACACGCAGCUACAAACACAUGUAAAAACUUGAAGUCAAGCAAUUCUAUUCUGUUUACCCUGUAGCUUAGUAACAUCUUUUAUGCAGUUUGUAAAACAAGUACAUGUAGUAGUAAUGUGCCAUAUUAUGGAGCAAAAAGAUCUCAAAUGGUGAGUGGUGCACCUGACAAGUAGAGGCCCCAGGAGCAGGCUCAAAACAGGGAACCCCCAGCACUCUCCAUCAUGAAGCACACGAGUAGAACUAUGACUCAACUCUGGUUCCUUGUUGAACGCAGCAGUGUGUAAUACAGCAGAGGCUCCGGAGCAACUGACAUUAGUUCUGGAUCAUUCGCGAGCGAUUUCUUUUAAGCAGCUUUGAACAUAUUAGAGACGGACACACACGAUUGUCAGUGAAACUACUACAGCCGUGAAGACACAGUGAGACGACCUGAUCGUUCCUGAGCAGUGGACUAGUGAUACAUUCAUCUGUAGUUGACGGUUCAAAACUCCCGCUGAGACCUUCUGCUGGCUUGUUUCAAGAUGAGGACGGCGCCACAUAAAUCAAGUAGGCUGAUCACGGACGAUACGAAACAUGGCACAUCUGGGACUCCAUGGUGGUUAUUACGUAAACACAGUCAUGGAAAUAGACUUCACUGCUUGUAAACACACAAGUCCCUUUUAAUUGCUUGAAUUAUGGCUUCUUUCACACAUAAAUGAUAGUAGUAGGAGUCAGGAGUGUUUUUACGGUACGUAGUGAAAACAAUGUAUUCUGAAGGAUUCUUGAGUUAUGAAUUUAGUUUUGCUCACCGUCACAUUUUUGCCGCACAAGUGUAUCUUGUAUUUUGAGUGUUCAACAUCUACAGUGUUUGGGUGUAAAACAUAAUCGCACAGGAGGUCAAAAAGUCAUGCCCUGAACAAAAUUGAUAUACUUUUAGUUAGUUAUGGGUGGAUGAGGUAUCAUGAGACAGUAUUACAAGGUUGAUGAAACAGCGUCCUUAUUUUCAGAGGCCACUAGAUGGUGCUAUUGGUUGAGAAAUGAUGUGAGGUUUCACUGAAUUAGUUGUUGAAGUCCUAACAGUAUACAGCAGACAGUGCCACCUGGUGGCCUCUGAAAGUCAGGACACUGUGUCAUGAAACCUCAUCAACUCUCCAAACCUUUUGUGCAUCAAGUGUUCAAUUUUCUGGUUGAAUUGUUUUAAUCUCUGUCAGAGGACAUUCGUAUUUUUAUAGAUGUGCAUUGGGUGAUUUUAACUAUGCGUAUGAUUUUGAUUUCGCCUGGGGUUUUGCACUCCAAAGUAAACAUUCCACAUUGAAGACAUUUGAGUUUUAAGUGUCAGAUUUGCAUUUUAGAUUUUGUAGAUCUCACAUCAAUAACCUCUCGAAACCUUGCCUCUGUGACCUCAUAUACAGAGUUCAGUGGUAGGGUUUCAUUGAAGUAGAUUGUAGAACAGAGUGCGCUAGUGGCCACAACUACUGAUGAUGAUGAUGAUGAUGAUGGCCAUAACACACUUAACUGACAGCUGUAGAUGAUUUAAUUUCAGUAUAUUACUCAGACAGGUGUUAAACUGCUGUUCUUUCAUCCUACCAUUGUCAUGUCAUUGCAUGUUGUUUGUUGUUUGUUGUUUCUCUACAGUAGUUAAAUAAAUGCUUUCCUUCAUAUCACUAAAUAUGAUGUUGACUAUCUUUAAUUAAUUGACCUCCAAAAACUCAAAAAAAAAAUGAGCUUAUAAACUGAAAUACUUAGAAAAAAAUGAAGCUACAAAUUGAGACAGUUGAUUGAAAUAACUUUUAAACUUUGAGUCCAAAUGUUAUUGUUGCUGUGUGAUGUCAGAGAGUGAGGCGGUUUCAAAAUGUAAAACUAUUAUUAUUUAUAUUUUUUUACGAUUUAUAUUUAUUAUUUAUAUUAUUAUUAUUAUUUAAGGAAAAGCUGGAGAGUCCUUAUUAUUGUGUAU